AAUCUGAAGCUCCUACCAAACUUUGCAGCUCCAUCUCUCUGCCAACAGAAACUUUAAGUUUUCAGAGUGACUUUUCCUUGGCUGACAAGACCGCCUUGGUCAAGAGUGUUUCAACCACAGAUGCCAAACGUCUGGCAGUCCUUCCGAAGGUUUCAGAGUUGAAGAAAUACUUUGAAGGAUCUGUCAAACAGGAUUUCAGUAUGAACAGGAAGGAGAGGAUAGCUCGGCGGCUGGAGGGGAUUGAAAGCGAUGCUCCGCCUGCUCUGGUGCCCGGUGGUUUGGUAGCCAACAGAAUGCUGGAGGAGGAUCCUCCGCGAUACACCCGCGCCUCCGAUAACUGUGAGCCAUGUGUGAUGGUGAGGCGCUACAGUCGAGAGGAGCUGGAGUCCCCAAAGAAGCAGCCAGUACCUCAGGACAGAUCCCCGCAGGUCAAAGCUGGUGUUGGCAACGCCCGUCAAGAGCCAAUGUUGGUUUAUGUUGACCCAGUGACGUUAUCCACCACUUCUACUCCAACAUCUGGUUCCGCAGACCCCGCAAGCCUCAGUUCCAAGGCUGAGCGCAUCGCACGCUACAAGGCCGAGCGCCGCCGGCAGCUUUCAGAGCGUUAUGGCAUCCAACUGGAUCAGGAGUUGGAUAUUGAUUACAAACCACGCUAUCGUUCACGGCGUGAUCCAGACGCCUCUGACCGACAGACAGCUGUCUCACAAGAAAGAAUCAAACAGGAAGCAGAGGAAAAAGAACAGGACCCAAGGGUGCCGUACCGUGCUGGAGUGGGCAGGGUUUACAUGAGGACUCACCCAGAUCCUGCAUCUGUUUCUGCUUCCAGCCCCGCCCACUCAACCCAGGCCCCUCCCCCGACACAAGAACGGCCGAGGGGGUUUUCGGAGAAGGAAAGAGCGAUGAACAUGGAGAACUACCGGCGAGGCGGGGCUCAAGAGCGCUCGGCAAGAAGUAGAACCCAGGAGAACCAUCCUCUCCCGGCCCAACAGCAGCAACGACUCGCCCACCAUCAGGACGCCGCCCACCAGGAGCCAAGCCCCGCCUCCACCAGGGAUUACAGUAUCGCAGCAGUACCCAGCUCCCCUCGCACUGCCCGCCGGGCCUCCCUGCCCUCCACUCGCUACGGCAUCUCACCUGGGGAUUUAUUCAUAGAGCAGCAGGCCCAGAGCAUCCUCAACAGGCAGGGAAUCCGUGUAAGGGAACGAUUGUCAAGGGAUGAAACUGCCCAGAGGCCUCCUGACUGGAGUCCAGACAGGCACCAGGCUAACAGACAGCGUACGCAAGGAAACACUGCUCAGUAUGCACCACAGCGCUCAGAACCCAACCAGCAAAGGACUGUGGCCCAGCCUCAGCCAAGCCCAGGCCACCAUCCUGCCCAUGGCCAAACAGCCUCCGUUCCUUCUGCUCCUGAGUACAAACACUCCGGCCCUGCUGCUGACUCUCAGCCCUAUUUGGCCAUCCCCGCCCCAGUGGCUGCUGCUAGAUUGUCGGGACCUCCAGAGGUACAACCAAGAAGGAGAGUGAGUGCUGACCAAAUCCAUGCUGCCCACAAGGAGGCAAGAUUGGAGGCCAAGCAGGUCCUGAAAGAAGGGGUCCAUACAGAGGGCCUGCUUAAAAGCAGGAAAGCUGUGUUGCCCUCAGAGAUCCGCCGAAGGGAGAAGAGUGUGGAUGAUCCCCACAGGGGCUAUCUUGAAGACAUGGACUGGCAGAACUACAGCCAGGAAAGGAGGAGAAUGAGCCAAGGAGAGGAAGACUGGGAUCGGGAGAGGCCGAGGGAGCGAGGGAGGGAGAGAAAUGUUGAGAGGAUCAGAAACAGAGACAGCCAUGACACCCAAGAGGAGAGGGUAGUUAGAUCUUUGCAGCCUUCCCACUCCUCCUUGCACCAGCAGCGAAGGCAGCAUCAGCAGUCAGAGCCUGUGUACCAUCAAGAGCCCCACACACACCCACAGUAUGAACCCAGGCAGAGACAACAUGAACCUCAAAUUCAACAGCAAGAUACUCAGAGGCAGAACCAGUUCCAACACUCGAGACAGCCUCAAGAGGCUCAAAGACCACAGCAGUCUCAAAGACAGCAGGAGUACGACCUCCAAAGACAGGAGCCUCCGAGUCAGCAGCAAUACUCCCACAGAAAACCACAAGAACCCCAGCUGGUUGAAGAUUUAAUGCCUCAGAGGCAGCAGCAGCAGCAGCAGCAGGAUUCAUCAGGGCACCACAGGGUCGACUCUGCCGUCUACCUCCAGAAGGGUUCUUCUUUGCCUCAGGCCAAACAAAGAAGCGUGGAGAUGGCCGGAGGUCUCAAACCCAAGAUACGUACCCGCUCCAUGUCCGAUAUAGGUCUAAGCCAGCAUUCUGCCAUGUACCGCAUGGAGAGGGCAGCGGCCAGCAGAGAGACAUCAAGGGCAGUGCCUCCAUCAGGGGUGGCUAACGGAGAAACGGGAAACCUGGACACCAGAGUGUCUGUAGCACAGCUGCGACACUCUUAUCUGGAGAAUGCAAACCGGAAACCUGACUUUGAGACUACUAAGGUAGAUCUCUCAGCCGUGGAGGUGGAUCCGGCCAACGGCGGCGAUCGAGACAAGAAUGCUCGGAGGCCUCGACGCUACAUCACUCCAGGAGACAAUCGCACGUCGGAGAGGUUCAGGACCCAGCCCAUCACCUCUGCAGAGCGUCUGGAGUCAGAUAGGUCUCGUUUAAGCCCAACACAGCUGCAGGAUGUUGAAGAUGAAGAAAAACUGGAUGACAGAGCCAAGAUGAGUGUGGCUGCAAAGAGGUCUCUCUUCAGGCUGGAAUCGGGUCCAGAGAUACAGCAGACACGUGUGUGUGUAAUUUCACAAGAUAUAUACCUGCAGGAGCUGGAAAGGACAUCAGAUGGAAGUGUUCCCAAACCGCGCUCUAGAAACGCAGCAGUAGAACGGCGUCUGAGAAGAGUUCAGGAUCGCUCACACACUCAACCUGUCACCAACAGGGAGGUGGUCAAUGCUUCAAGUGAUCCUGCUGCAUCAUCACAACCACUGGGCAUCAACACUAAUGCAACCCGAGUCCCAAGCCCCACUGGUUUCAUCACCAGUGUGACCAGUAUAAGCAUUCAGGCCUCAUCCCAGCCAGACCCAGUGGUCCAGGAUCAGGAGAAGGAGAUCCAGGAGCAGCAGAAACCAGCUCAAGUUUCCGGCGCUGGUGUUGAAGUAGACGACCUGGAGCAUUUUACCGACGAGCAUGACCUCUCGUGCCUCACCCUGACUGAGAAGAUGGCCCUCUUCAACCGCCUCUCUCAGACUACAGGCAAGGCGGCUGAGGGGGCUCGAGGAGAAACCCGCCAGCGAAGAGCACAAAACCGGUUUCAGACUCAGCCCAUUACCCUGGGAGAGGUGGAGCAGCUGAAAAACGGUGACGAGAUCAAACUGGAGCCGUUGUCAGCCUCCCUGGUCCGCUCUGUAGCAGCCGUCACCUCCAAAGCCUCCGUCACUACAGUUCCCAUCACGCCAGGCAGCGGUGGUGUUGCCGAUGAUGACAGUCUCCAUCCAGGGAAGUCCUCCGCCACCGCCGCCCCCUACAUCCCUGUUCAAAAACAGGCGUCAAGUACCACAAACCACCAGGAGAGGGCGUUAAGGUACUUCUCCAUGAACCAGAGUGGGGACCAUGCCCAACCAGAGGCUGAGCUCAACUCCACCCCCGUCCUCCCUGAGAGCCAAGAGCGAGUGGGGGCUCCUCUUGCUCCCACCUCCUCUCCUAGUCACAGGCAGCAGGGGGAGACAGCGGAGGUGGGCUGGAGAGAGCAUCAGGAAGAGGAGGUUUGGGGGAGACAGCAGGGAGGAGCCAGAGAAGAGAGCCAAGACGGUACUAUUAAGGAAAAGCUCCACUCCCCUGACAGGGAAGGCAGGCAGCAGCAGCAUCCCCAUCCUCAGCCUCAGCACAGGAGGGGCGAGUCAGAGCCUCUGCCCAGCUGGAGAGCCGCAGACGGAGACUCCCAGGAGAAUAGGGACAGAGCUGAGAGCGGAGGAAGAGAAAGAGGAGGAAGAAGAGGAGACUACCUGAGAGAGACAGCUCACAUCGCCUCCACACAGGAGCCGGAAAGAAACAGCAUCAGGAGCCAGGCUGGCAUUUCAGACUUGCCGGAUCAUCCCGCUCCACUGAGACCACUGGUAGCGAAAGUUUCAUCCAGAACAGUUUCUCACAUCUCAAGCAGUCAGCAGCAAACACACAUCCAACCUCCUCCAACUCUUCCUAAACCCUUCACACAGCAGCCGCCUCCAACCCCACCCAAACCUUCACUAGACCUCCAACCCCAUCCGCACCACCAGCCCCCACCGACGUACCCCAAACCUUUCACCCCCUCCCCUCAAACGCAGCCCAAACCUCAGGGAUUCGUCCAGCCUCUCCCUAAGCCUUUCUCGCACACUGCCCCUCCGACUCCGCCCAAACCCCAGGUUCCUCCACAGACACCGCCUAAACCUCAGUCCUUCCCCCAGUCACUGGUCAAGUCCCAGUCCAUGCCUCUUGACCACAUCGAGGACUUCAGCAGGCACAGUGUCCAUUCUGGAGAUCUGCUGUCCCCCACAGAUUCUGGAGACCAACUGUCUGACAGCAUGUCCAGCAAACAGAUGUCUAUCAAGGAGAGAGUGGCUCUGCUGAAGAAGAGCGGCGAGGAGGACUGGAGGAACAGGAUCAACAAGAAACAGGAGGUGGUGAAGGUGGCGUCCACAGAGGAGCCGGCUCAGCCCAAGGAGAACGAGGAGACAUGUCAGAAAAACGAGGAAGGGGUGGUCGCUCCAGACUGCUCCGCUGUGUCUGUGUCUGAACAGCUGUGGGAGCCUGUCUUCUCUUCCACCUAUUCUCCUCCUAUCCCCCUCGGCCAAAAGUGUCAAUACAUUGAGCAUCAUAGUCAGAAAGUGGGAGAGGACAUCGAGGCCCAGAUGACCAUAGAGGAAAGAAAACAGAUGAUAUCGGUUCGUGAGGACGCCUGGAAGACAAAGGGCCAUGGAGCAGCCAAUGACUCCACUCAGUACACCGUGGCAGGACGCAUGGUCAAGAAAGGCCUGGCAGCCUCUUCAGUUAUCAGUCCCAUCCUGUCACCGGUCUCCACCAAACUCAAGAGCAUCACGCCGGCUGUCAACAAGCCACAAGAGGAAAUUGAGGCCAAACCCAACAUGGAAUCAGACAAGAAGCUGGACAAGUUGGAGAGCUUUUUGGGACGUCUGAAUAGCAAAGUUGCUGGUCUGCAGGAAACCACCCUCACAGUGACAGAGAAGGCCGUGAAGGAAGUGAUGAAGCUCGAUGACGAGAUCUUCUCCAAGUUUUACCGACACGUUGCCGAGUUCCCUCGCAUGCCCACCAGGAUCGAGAUCAGCGAGGAUUUCGACUCCAUCUUCGGCUCUCAGUGUCCAAAGUUGACCUCGGCUAUGGUGCAGCAUAAGCGGAUGGUGCGUCCCUCCAGGAACGUUCAGUCGUCCAGAAACCCUCUGAGGAUGCUGGCGGCCAGAGAGGACAUCAGACACGAGUACACCGAGCAGAGACUGAACGUGGCCCAGCUGGAGAGCAAGAGGAUGAAGGCUGAGAAGACAAAUAAAUCUUCUGAGUACUCCGAGGCGGCUCUGGCGGGUUUGGCCAGUAAAGAAAACUUCAGCAGCGUGAGUCUGCGCAGCGUCAACAUCUCGGAGCAGAUGUCCAACAACAGCGCCGUGCCGUACAAGAACGUCAUGCUGAUGCAGAUCAAAGGUCGUCGUCACGUUCAGACCAGAUUAGUCGAACCAAGAGCGUCCUCCCUGAACAGUGGAGACUGUUACGUGCUGGUCACUUCUGAGCACUGCAUCGUCUGGAUAGGAGAGUUCUCAAACGUCAUCGAGAAGGCUAAGGCGAUCGAUUUGGCCACCUUCAUCCAGACCAAGAAGGACAUGGGCUGCAGGGCGACACAGCUGACGACCAUCGAGGAGGGGGUGAACCCACAGGGUCCAGACACCCAGCAGUUCUGGACGACACUAGGGGGGCAGACUGCUUAUCAACCGACCGGCCCCCCAGAGGAGGAUGAGCAGUUUGAAAAUGCAAUAGUGGAAACCAACUGUAUCUUCAGGCUGCUGGAUGACAAACUGGUCCCCGAUGAUGACGAGUGGGGGAAGGUCCCUCGCAGCUCUCUGCUGGCGUCCAAAGAGGUGCUGGUGUUUGACUUUGGCAGUGAGGUGUACGUGUGGCACGGUAAGGAGGUGACUCUGGCCCAGAGGAAAGUCGCCUUCCAGCUCGCCAAACAUCUUUGGAACGGGAUGUUUGACUACACCUGCUGUGACGUCAACCCGCUGGACCCUGGAGGCUGCAACGCGCUCAUACCCAGGAAGGGCCAGGGCCGUCCCGAUUGGGCGAUAUUCGGCCGGCUGACAGAGCACAAUGAGACCAUUUUAUUUAAAGAGAAGUUCAUGGACUGGACCGAAGCGAAGCUGCCAUCACCAAAGGAAGUGUGCGAGAUCAUACCUGAGCAGAAGGAGGCCCCUGGGAGAGACUGUCGGCCCUACGACGCCACCCUGAUGCUGCCUGUCCUCCAGUCGUCCAUCUCCACCAUCUUGGACGGUGUAAACGUCGGGCGUGGUUACGGCCCGGUAGAGACGGAGGAUCACAUGAGGCUUCAGGAGCUCAGCACAGCGUCAGUGGACGUGUGGCACAUCCUGGAGUUUGACUACAGCCGUCUGCCACGCCAGAGCAUCGGGCAGUUCCACGAGGGAGACGCCUACGUGGUCAAGUGGAAGUACAUGGUCAGCACCUCAGUCGGUCGCAGGCAUAACCCCGAGGCGAGGAGCACGGGGCCGGGGAAAGAGAAAUGCUGCUACUUCUUCUGGCAGGGUCGACACUCCACCGUCAGCGAGAAAGGAACGUCAGCGCUGAUGACGGUGGAGCUGGACGAGGAGAGAGGAGCACAGGUUCAGGUGCAGCAGGGGAAAGAGCCUCCGUGUUUCCUGCAGUGCUUCAACGGAGGGAUGAUCAUCCACGCUGGCAAGAGGGAGGAGGAGGAGGAGAACACUCAGAGUGAGUGGCGUCUGUACUGUGUGCGAGGCGAGGUGCCGGUGGAGGGCCAUCUGCUGGAGGUGGCGUGUCACUGCAGCAGCCUGCGCUCCAGAGCCUCCAUGAUCCUGCUCAACAUCAACAAGGCCAUGAUCUACCUGUGGCACGGCUGCAAAACGCAGCUGCACACUCGCAGCGUGGGGAACACAGCCGCACUGAAGAUCAAAGAACAGUGUCCCCUGGAGGCGGGUCUGCACAGCAGCUGUAAGGUGACCAUCCAUGAGUGUGACGAGGGAGUGGAGCCGCCGGGCUUCUGGGAGGCUCUGGGGAGAAAAGACAGGAAAGCCUACGACUGCAUGCUGCAAGAUCCGGGUAAAUUUAACUUCACCCCACGGCUUUUCCAGCUGAGCAGCACAUCGGGGGAUUUUGUGGCAAAUGAGUUUUUCCACCCGUCCAGAGCUGCAGACGUGGUCAGCUCGCUGCCUUUCCUGCAGGAAGACCUCUACAACGCAGCACAACCCGCGUUGUUCCUGGUGGAUAACUUCCACGAGGUGUACCUGUGGCAGGGCUGGUGGCCUCAGGACAGCGAGAGCACCGGCUCGGCUCGUAUCCGCUGGGACGCGGACCGGAGGUGUGCGAUGGAGACCGUGCUGCAGUACUGCAAAGGUGAGGACGAUGAGAAGAACGAGAAGAAGCCACAGAAGUCAUAUCUGAUCCACGCCGGUCUGGAGCCGCUCACCUUCACCAACAUGUUCCCGAGCUGGGAGCACAGAGAGGACGUGGCUGAGAUCACAGAGAGGGAGGCGGAGGUGUGUAACCAGAUCAUCCUGGUGGAGGACGUGUUGGCCCGGCUCUGUCAGAACACCUUUCCUCUGGAUCAGCUGCGAGCCCGGCCGCUCCCAGACGGAGUGGACCCGCUGCGUCUGGAGAUCUACCUGUCGGACCAGGACUUUGAGAAAGCUUUGGACAUGAAGAGAGAGGAAUACGAAGGUUUACCAGGGUGGAAGCAAGUGAACUUAAAGAAGGCCAAAGGACUGUUUUAAAGCAAGUUUUCAAUUCAAGAUGGCGCGUGAAGGGAAUAAAUAAGUGGACGAUUGAGAUGGAGAAACGGGAAAUGUAACCUAAACCUGCUUCGGUGGAUAUUCUGAAUGACGAUGGAUGAGACCGGAGAUGAGCUCCCUCGCCUUGCUUAUAGUCAUGUUUUACCUUUAAUCUGUGUCAGUACAUUACGAUAUUAAACUUCAAACGGUGUUAAAAGAAGGUCAGAGCACCUUUUGUACAAGGUGGUGGUGCGUAUGUGGAGUCUCCUCCAAACACUGAAAUCAUGGACUUGCUUACAGAAAUGUGCACACUAGGACGCUUUGAGUCGGAGUGCCAUGCUAUGGGUGUGUAUGUGUGUGUGCGCGGUUGUAUAUAAAGUUUGUAUGUGUGUGUGUAUGUGUGUGUGUAAUGUUUAUUUGUGUAAAUGUGUGUGUGUAGGUGCGUUUGUAACUUUGUAUCUAUGUAAAAAAAAAAACACAUCAUGUCAGAUGUUGUGAGGAAAGUUGUUUUCUUGAGUCUCGAUGGCGUCAGCCGAGUCGUUGUUGCUCGACCUCGUUAAACUGCUGAGGCGGCCUCGACUCCCCGAGAUGUAAGAGUUGUAAUUUUAAAGGUUUUUUGCUUUUAUCAGACACAGAGAGAGAGAGAGAGACUGCGGCUUUGAUGAAUCUGAGUGUAUAGUGCCUUGCUUUUUGUGUACAGUUUAUAUACAGAAAAUUCUAGUCUGCAUUUUUAAAGACUUUCUUUGUGAUAUAAGACAUAGUGAAUUAAAUCACAAUAACGCGCAACUUAAA
Labrus bergylta (ballan wrasse) is the source of this 8813-nucleotide messenger RNA. RefSeq names its product supervillin. NCBI's taxonomy places the organism in Eukaryota, Metazoa, Chordata, Actinopteri, Labriformes, Labridae. Gene Ontology annotation, biological process: barbed-end actin filament capping; actin polymerization or depolymerization; actin filament severing. Gene Ontology annotation, cellular component: actin cytoskeleton; cytoplasm. The record is from RefSeq and is a predicted model, not a curated record. Gene Ontology annotation, molecular function: actin filament binding; phosphatidylinositol-4,5-bisphosphate binding.